Cynoglossus semilaevis (tongue sole) is the source of this 1716-nucleotide messenger RNA. It is a transcript of the gene camk1da, whose product is annotated as calcium/calmodulin-dependent protein kinase 1Da. The record is from RefSeq and is a predicted model, not a curated record. Gene Ontology annotation, molecular function: ATP binding; protein kinase activity. Gene Ontology annotation, biological process: protein phosphorylation. NCBI's taxonomy places the organism in Eukaryota, Metazoa, Chordata, Actinopteri, Pleuronectiformes, Cynoglossidae.
CCCCCUCCUCCUCCUCCUCCUCCUCCUCCUCCUCCACCUCCUCCUCUCAGUGUCGGUCAAGCAGCCAUGGCGCGGGACAAAGAAGCAGAGCCCUGGAAGAAACAAGUCAACGACGUCAGGGAUUUGUUCCACUUUAAAGAACUGCUGGGCACGGGGGCUUUUUCAGAGGUGGUCUUGGCCCAGGAGAAGCAGACUGGACGGAGGUUCGCUGUGAAGUGUGUGUCCAAAAGAGCCUUGAAGGGAAAAGAGAGCAGCGUCGAGAACGAGAUCGCAGUGUUGAGGAGGAUCCAGCACGACAACAUCGUGGCCCUAGAGGACAUCUACGAGACUGUGGACCAUCUGUACCUGGUCAUGCAGCUAGUGUCUGGUGGCGAACUCUUUGACAGGAUCGUGGAGAAAGGGUUCUACACAGAGAAAGACGCCAGUUCUCUCAUCCGUCAAGUCCUGGACGCCGUCAACUACCUCCACAGGAUGGGCAUCGUCCACAGAGACCUGAAGCCAGAGAACCUGCUGUAUUUUAACUCCCAGGACGAGUCAAAGAUCAUGAUCAGUGACUUUGGUCUGUCAAAGAUGGAGGUCAGUGGGGACGUCAUGUCCACGGCGUGUGGAACACCAGGAUACGUAGCUCCAGAGGUUCUGGCCCAGAAGCCCUACAGCAGGGCGGUGGACUGCUGGUCCAUCGGAGUCAUCGCCUACAUCCUACUCUGUGGUUACCCUCCGUUCUACGAUGAGAACGACUCCAAACUUUUCCAACAGAUCCUCAGAGCUGACUUUGAGUUUGACGCUCCGUACUGGGACGACAUCUCAGACUCGUCUUUUAUUUCCGCCAAGGACUUCAUCAGGAGUCUGAUGGAGAAGGAUCCAAUCAGACGCUUCAGCUGUGAACAGGCGCUCACACACCCCUGGAUUGCUGGAGACACAGCUCUGUGUAAGAACAUCCACGAGUCUGUGAGCCGACAGAUCAGGAAGAACUUCGCCAGGAGUAAAUGGAGGCAAGCCUUUAAUGCUACGGCCGUGGUCCGACACAUGAGGCGGCUGCAGCUGGCCUCUGGCUCCCCCUGCAGGCCCAACCCAGACCACACAGGGCAGAGCCGGUCGUCUCAGAGCCAGAACUUCACGCAAACAGUCAACGACGGUGACCGAGUAUCAGAGCGUGUGUUGCCAUCAGUCGCCCCCUGCAGUCUGACCUCAGCAGAUGUUGCCCCCUCCACAGGGGCAGAUCUAAGUCGACCACAGCAGUCGUCACCUGCAGAAACCAAGUGACGGCAGGUCUGACGGGGGAGGAGGAGGAGGAGGAGCAGGAGGAGGAGGAGGAGGAGCAGGAGGAGGAGGAGGAGGAGCAGGAGGAGGAGGAGGAGGAGCAGGAGGAGGAGGAGGAGCAGCAGGAGGAGGACACAUCACUCUGAUGAAGAGAAGGUCCCUCUGACCACCCAGGACCCAGGACCCUUCUGUUGGCUCCGCCCCCUGACUGUCAGCUGACGUCCACGACAGAAAAUGCAGUACACAGUACACAGAAAAUGCAGUAUGCAAGACACAGUAAAUGCAGUACGCAGUACACAUACAGUAGUGAGGAACUCUCAGUGUUUCACUGUGAGAACUCUACACCAGGACCCAGGGCUGGUUUCUCAACCAGAGGGAGGUGGCCCCACCUGGGACAGAGAUAAUGUUGUUGAAGUUGGUUUCUUAAAUGGACAAAUAAAAUUCCUCUGAACUCUU